This is a messenger RNA of Mesoplodon densirostris (Blainville's beaked whale), 9143 nucleotides long. It is a transcript of the gene ZNF618, whose product is annotated as zinc finger protein 618. Bases 40 to 2913 code for a protein of 957 amino acids. The transcript has 16 exons. The record is from RefSeq and is a predicted model, not a curated record. NCBI's taxonomy places the organism in Eukaryota, Metazoa, Chordata, Mammalia, Artiodactyla, Ziphiidae.
AGCAGGACGCGCCGGGGCCGCCUCCUCCCGCACGGACCCAUGAACCAGCCGGGCGGCGCGGCGGCUCCGCAGGCUGACGGAGCCAGUGCAGCUGGAAGGAAAAGCACGGCAAGCAGGGAGCGCUUGAAGCGCAGCCAGAAGAGCACCAAGGUGGAGGGGCCAGAGCCUGUGCCGGCCGAGGCCUCGCUGAGCGCCGAGCAGGGAACGAUGACAGAGGUGAAGGUCAAGACGGAGCUGCCCGAUGAUUACAUCCAGGAGGUGAUCUGGCAGGGCGAGGCCAAGGAGGAGAAGAAGGGGGUGAGCAAGGAUGGGACCGGCGACGUGCCUGCCGAGAUCUGCGUGGUGAUUGGCGGUGUCCGCAACCAGCAGACCCUGGGGUCCUACGAGUGUGGAAUCUGUGGCAAGAAGUACAAAUAUUACAACUGUUUCCAGACCCACGUACGGGCACACCGAGACACAGAAGCCACCUCAGGGGAGGGAGCCUCCCAAGGCAACAACUUCAGGUACACGUGUGACAUCUGUGGGAAGAAGUACAAAUACUACAGCUGUUUCCAGGAGCACCGAGACCUGCACGCAGUGGAUGUGUUUAGUGUGGAAGGGGCCCCUGAGAAUCGGGCAGACCCCUUCGACCAAGGUGUCGUGGCCACUGACGAGGUGAAGGAGGAGCCCCCGGAACCAUUCCAGAAAAUCGGGCCAAUGAACAAUAUUACAUCAGAAAUUUUUAAGAAGAAAGAAGUUAGGCAGUGCCAAAAGAGAGAAACCGGCAAUUAUACCUGUGAAUUCUGCGGAAAGCAGUACAAGUACUACACGCCCUACCAGGAGCACGUGGCCUUACACGCCCCCAUCAGUACUGCCCCCGGGUGGGAGCCACCGGACGAUCCAGACACGGGCUCUGAGUGUUCGCAUCCAGAGGUCUCCCCGUCUCCACGCUUCGUGGCAGCGAAGACCCAGACGAACCAGUCGGGGAAAAAGGCUCCGGCCUCCGUGGUCCGAUGCGCUACCCUCUUACACCGCACCCCUCCAGCCACCCAAACCCCGACGUUCCGCACUCCAAAUUCAGGAUCUCCGGCAAGCAAGGCAACUGCAGCAGAAAGCGCUUUCAGUCGGAGGGUAGAAGGCAAAGCACAAAACCACUUUGAAGAGACGAAUAGCAGUUCCCAAAACUCCAGCGAAACUGCAAGUCCCCUGAUUUCCAAUCCUUUCCCUCUCCUACAGAAGCCCUACACGUGCGGCGCCUGUGGAAUCCAGUUCCAGUUCUACAACAACCUGCUGGAGCACAUGCAGUCCCACGCGGCGGACAACGAGAACAACAUCGCCUCCAACCAGUCCCGAUCACCCCCUGCUGUCGUGGAGGAGAAGUGGAAGCCCCAGGCCCAGAGGAACAGUGCCAACAACACCACGACCAGUGGUUUAACACCUAACAGCAUGAUCCCCGAGAAGGAGCGGCAGAACAUCGCAGAGCGGCUGCUGCGGGUCAUGUGUGCUGACUUGGGCGCGCUGAGCGUGGUGAGCGGGAAGGAGUUCCUGAAGCUGGCCCAGACGCUGGUGGACAGCGGCGCCCGCUACGGGGCCUUCUCAGUCACCGAGAUCCUGGGCAACUUCAACACGCUGGCGCUGAAGCACCUGCCGCGCAUGUACAACCAGGUGAAGGUGAAGGUGACGUGCGCCUUGGGCAGCAACGCCUGCCUGGGCAUCGGCGUCACCUGCCACUCACAGAGCGUCGGCCCCGACUCCUGCUACAUCCUCACGGCCUACCAGGCAGAGGGCAACCACAUCAAGAGCUAUGUGCUGGGCGUGAAGGGCGCGGACAUUCGCGACAGUGGCGACCUGGUGCACCACUGGGUGCAGAAUGUGCUGUCGGAGUUCGUGAUGUCGGAGAUCAGGACAGUGUACGUGACAGACUGCCGGGUGAGCGCAUCCGCCUUCUCCAAGGCCGGCAUGUGCCUUCGCUGCUCAGCCUGUGCCUUGAACUCGGUGGUGCAGAGCGUGCUGAGCAAGCGGACGCUGCAGGCCCGCAGCAUGCAUGAGGUCAUCGAGCUGCUCAACGUGUGCGAGGACCUGGCGGGCUCUACCGGCCUCGCCAAGGAGACCUUCGGCUCCCUGGAGGAGACCUCGCCACCGCCCUGCUGGAACUCGGUCACGGACUCGCUGCUGCUGGUGCACGAGCGCUACGAGCAGAUCUGCGAGUUCUACAGCCGGGCCAAGAAGAUGAACCUCAUCCAGAGCCUCAACAAGCACCUGCUCAGCAACCUGGCCGCCAUCCUGACGCCGGUGAAGCAGGCGGUCAUCGAGCUGAGCAACGAGAGCCAGCCCACCCUGCAGCUGGUGCUGCCCACCUACGUCAGGCUGGAGAAGCUGUUCACGGCCAAGGCCAACGACGCGGGCACCGUCAGCAAGCUCUGCCACCUCUUCCUGGAGGCGCUCAAGGAGAACUUCAAGGUGCACCCGGCACACAAGGUGGCCAUGAUCCUGGACCCACAGCAGAAGCUGCGGCCCGUCCCGCCCUACCAGCACGAGGAGAUCAUCGGCAAGGUGUGCGAGCUCAUCAACGAGGUCAAGGAGUCCUGGACCGAGGAGGCUGACUUCGAGCCCGCCGCCAAGAAGCCCCGCUCCGCCCCCGGCGAGAACCCCGCCGCCCAGGAGGACGACCGACUCGGGAAGAACGAAGUGUACGAUUACCUGCAGGAGCCCCUCUUCCAGGCCACCCCGGAUCUCUUCCAGUACUGGUCGUGCGUGACCCAAAAGCACACAAAACUCGCCAAGCUCGCCUUCUGGCUCCUUGCGGUGCCGGCCGUGGGGGCCAGGAGCGGGUGUGUAAAUAUGUGUGAACAAGCACUUCUCAUCAAAAGGAGGCGACUGCUCAGUCCAGAAGAUAUGAACAAACUCAUGUUUCUGAAAUCUAACAUGCUUUAAGACUUCCGGAUGAAAAGAAAGAACAAAGAAAAAAGAAGAGAACGUUAGGAAAAAAAAAAAAAACCACACAACACUGUCGCAAACAAAGAAAAAGGAAUUUAAGUUCUAAACACUGUGGACCUCAUUAUAAAUGCCCCCUGGAAACUUAAGUGCUUUUUUCAGUGUGUGUGUGCAUGUGUGUACACAAUCACGCAGGCACACUUUGGGCGUGGGCGGCUCUGUGCUCAUCUGCGUGUGGCCGCAGAAGUGUCGCACACGCGUGCACACACAUACUCCCCUGGUGCAUGUAUGCACGCCCGCUCGUGGGCGCGUGUGCAUUAAACUGGGCGUGUCAGGAAAGCUGAGUGUUUGGGAAAGAGGGAAGAUGUUUCACCUCCUUUUCUCAGUAAGGGGGCUUUAAAAGACUCCAUUUUCAGGUGCGCAGAUUGGUAGAAAACUGAUGUAAAAUGUUCAGGCAGCUGAGAUCUGAAGUGACUUGACGCUCUCUGUCCUUCACUCUGUGGUCCCCCUUGCCUUCCAUCCCCCUCCCCAAGCCUUCCUGACCCUAUUGCACCCCACCCCUCCCCGGCUGCUCUGCCAUGGAUUCUCCAAACUGCAUCAGAUGGACAGCUUCUGCACUGGACUUUGUUCUUGUUCACCUUCAGGGCAUUGAGCUGCUGCCUUUGUGAUACCCUUGGGUGUCAUGGGGCAGCCGCCUUAGAAACACACCUAUCUAUCUCCCCAGAUCAGGAAAGGAGACUUUAAGAAUAUAAAGCUGACCUUUUGCUUUUUAAUAUAAGAUAGAAAAAAAAGACAUUUUUUCAAAGAAGUAUAGAUACUGUCUCCACUCCUUAAUAAUUUUUUUCCUAACAUUUUAGCAGUUUUUACUUUUUUUUUUUCAAAUUUGAUUUAGGCUCUGCUAGGAGGCACUGAAUGUCUGUAACUUAUAUUUUGGAGGGUUUUUUUGUUUGUUUUUUGAUUGCCCAUUUUGUUCCUCAAGUCACUGUAAACUAGCUCAUCUCAGUGGUAUAUAUUCAAUAUCCGAAGGUUUUUAUUAGACUUCCCUGUACAGUCCAGUUUUCCUGUAUUCGAACAGCCAAGACCAUGAACUUGGCUGUGCUGUUUGGAGACCAGGAGUGAGGUUGGAGUCACAGGUUUCACAGAUGUGGGGUUCGGUGGAAGCCAUAGGGAAGCAUGUGGCUUAGGAGCUCUCCUGAAUGUAAGCAGAAGACCGCCCUCCUGGCUCGCUGUGUCUGGUACUGCGAAUGUCUGAUUUCUAUACCCAGAGUGCAUUACACUACUCGCCACGUCACUGACCCUUGCAGCUCAGCAGGGACUCCUGAGUUGAUCCAUGUUCACGUCCAUCACACCUCAGACCCACGGCCUCCUCUCCCCAGGACCCCGGGGAUUCCGGCGGGUCCGCUGCCCACAGCCCUGGGGGGGGUCCCCACGCGAGCCUCUGCCCUCCUUCUAGGACAGUAGUUGAGCACGGUGCCUUGUGGGCCAAAUGAUGGAUGUUUCGAGGGUGAAAUGGCAUUAGGCCACAUUCAACUUGAUGCUGUGAAAGAUGUUUUUAGGCUUUGUUUCUCUGUGAGCAGUUUAGGUUCCACACACAGCCUAAAUGCCAACAGGGUGACCCUUUCCCCUGUGAAGAGGUGGUUCCGUCAGGAUCAGUGCUCAGCCUCCCACCCCACCUCUCAGUGAAUGAAGUGCUGGUGGUCCCAUAUCCCCCCAGUGCCCACGGCUGUGGGAUGGAGAUAGUUACACCAAGGCUGAGGAUGCCUACCAUCGUGGGGGGCCAUUUGCUAAGGCACAUUCUACCAUCUUGGGGGUUGACCAAGUCCACUCCAUCCCUUCCUAGUAACAAAACAUUGUUCAACUGUGAGAUACCUCGACUACAGAAAGCACUGUACAACGGCCCUCUCCCCCCGGUCCGUGGCAGUCAAGUUGGGGAAGUAAAGUUGAUUUGAAAACUCAAGGCUUAGGAUCAUGGACCAGAACGCUGUCCCAAGUGUCAAGCCUGCUCACUUUGCCUCGUGAACUAACCCUCCCGAGUCUUGGACACACUGAAAGGCAUCAAAGUGGGCCGUUUCCCCAUUCGCUCCAGCAAACCAUGGUCUCAGGAACCACCAUGCCAUUUCCUCUCCUGGAGAAGUUCUGGGUAUUAACUCUACAGCACUUCCCAUUGGGGUCACACCGUCAGAAGAGCCUCCAUCUGCACUGGACAGUCACGUCGCUUCCUAGAGUAUAUGGGAGCAUCGGCAGACUUUUCAAUGAGACGUGUGGGGACAUUCCAGAAGGUGGCUGCAGGGUUGCUGGUGGGUGACAGAUGCCUCCAGCAAAAGGCCUCCAGCUUUGCUUUGCUGCUGGGGAAGGGUCCAUGACCUGGCACUCUGAGCCACGUGAGGAGGAUGGGAGCUACCCGUUUGGUGUGGUUAGUGGGAGCUAAGCCUUGGAGCCCAUCCUUCCCCUUCUUAGAGCGGAGCUGUGUGGGUGUUGCCUUAUUAUGGGGCCGCUCAGUUAGCAAAUAGGCAUUUCACUUUGUUGCGAAGCCAUCAGGACCAAGCCCUGGUGUCAGCGUUCUUCUCUUCAGCAAAGUUGAAGUCGUAACUGAAUUCCAGUUAUCUAGUCAUAUGUGUUAACUCCUGUCCUGUUCCUCCUUUGCACCUCAGUUCAAUCCUUAGGGCUUGGCCUGCUCUGCAGAUGUGACGUGAGUGCCACUAGGUCUCGGAAAGCUGUCUCCUGGGGCUGCCUCAUCCAGAUACGGGAGCAAGGUGGCAGGUAGUCAUUUCUCUCUUGCAGCCUCUGGUUCUUCAGAAACUCGUUGCCAACAGGAAAGGCUGUACCAAGGUGGCCCCUCCAUCUGCUUUCUCAUGCAGACAGCUCCCAGAGUGCAGAGCCCGUUGCAGUGAACAGCUUAAUAAAACCCAAAGAUCUCACAGGCCCAGCCGCUGGCCCCACAUCUCCAGCAAUAUCCACCCUAUCCAAAUUCUAGCUCAGCCAAAGGAUUGAGGUCGGCUCUUCCAGUUCAUCUCCCGGCCCCUAGCCUGGCAUUGACCUUCGGAGAGUUUUUGUCUUCUGCCUCCCAGUUCUGUGACCACUAUAGGACUUUACAGCUCAAGGCGGUUGCCUGCUGACCUGGACACAACUUGACUGAACCAUGUGAUUCCCAGGAUAGAAAUGGCCUUUGCGUUGACAUACACGGACCCCAGAGGGGAGGUGGAGAAAACACACCUCCACUCUGCAGGGUUUUCCCCCUCAUCUGAGGUCAGUUGGCUUCACCACCAAAGCCCAAGCCAAGGACCAUAGCCUCGUGGGUGGUCCCUCAGAUUUGAAGUAACUGGGGGGUCUCGGCUCCACCAAGAGCAGCGGUGCCAUCCCAGUCGUUGUGAGUGGAUGCCCUUGUGCCGACAUGGUUUUUUCCCUGUGCCCAGGUCCACCAGCCAGGCCUCCCUCCAGAUGGUAGUUAGAAGCCAGGAAACAAAACAGAGGGGCCACUGGGCAACGCUCCUUUCUGGCCACACUUCAUCUUGGGGUUCACGGCAUAGAAAGCCACCUACUGUGUCCGCGAGCAAGGACGCUUUGCCACCAACCUGCCUGACAGCCUCAUGCUUGGCGUUCGGGGUUUGGCUCUUGACUGGGAAAAGGGUGCUGAGGUUUCCUGAUGAGGAGAGGACAGUCCGAUGACACAGUUGAGAAGUUCUGCGUCUCCAGAUUUCUGGGAAGGACUUUUUGACACCAGCUCUGUAGGCUGGCAAGCGUCUUCUCCUUCAGUUUGCUCCUUUCUCUCCUGCACUUUUGAGAAACACCAGAGAAAAACUCUGCAAGGCGUGUUUUCCACUGUGAAGCAGACCCUCUGCCUUUAGGGGUCCUCUAGGCUUGCGCCUGGACUUGGACUAGACUCCUUGGAAAGUGGGCAUCUGAAGAGCUGUCAGGGAUGCAGCAUGCAUUUUUGGGGGCCACAGGUUCACAAGAAAAGUUUGGAAUGAACCUGGGAUGUGGAUGGAGAAGGAGGUCCUGUGAGACAUGGCCCAGAAGGGGACAGUACCUGGAUGUCGCCAUGACGAUGGAUGUGCUUGCAGAGACGGGAAGGGGAGGCACCCAAAGCACGGCCGGCAGUCCCCUCCUGCCCACUGAGCCGGGCGAGUUCAUAGCUCUGCCCCUUGCCUUGGGCACAGUGACAGCGCCUCUGUCCCUGGGACGUACCUGAGGGAGGGCUUCUAGAAAGGCUGCUGGUUUAGAUGAAACCCAGAGGCUAAGUAAGGCUCAGGCUGGCCCCUGGAGACAGUGGGCGGAGGGCUCCUGUCUCGGCCCCCGCUGUAUCCAGCCGGGCCAGUGGGAGAACUGGGAAGGGCCCUGCCCUCUCUUCACUGUGGCUAAUGUUUGCUAGGCCAGUUAUGGUGAACCAAUGAUACAGUGUUUUCCCUUUUCUGUUUCCCACCCGGUUUCCCCUUUUCAGGGUUUUCUGGAGGAUUUUGUUGUUGUGUUUCUUCCUCUCUCCUUUGCGUUUGAGGAUCGUGGUCAGCGGAGCCCCGCCGUUCCCUGGAGGGGCGCUGUAGUUUCUGUGCGAAGAGGCACCUGCUCCUGCUUUGAUGAGGGUAAAGGGCAUCGGGUUGCUGUUUGUUGUAUUCAUGCCCCUCCACCACCACGGGCGUUGCUUUAAAGGUUCAACUGCUGUACAGAGAAGGAUUUGCUAAGUUUGCAGCUGGGUGUCAGCAUCAGGACCCAUAGGGGCCCUCCCCACCCAUGCGUCCCACUGGGCACCUUGACUCUUCGAACCAAAGUUCCUUAAGGGGGCACAGCCCAGCCUGGUCCGCAACCUCAGGGGCCUGGGAUCCCUGUGGCGCUUCCUGAAGUCCAGCUUGGCAAGAGACCAUGGGGUCUGAGGCCAGCCGGAAAGGGGGGCUCCUCCCACAACCCAGGUGCCAGCCGGUCCCUGCCUGGGACCCUUCCCUCCCACCCAGCCAGGGUGGCCGGGUUCCAAAGCGGUGAGCGAGCUCGUGGACUGGCACGGGGCUGGAGACAGAGGGACCCGCGGAGCUGGAGGCUCCCAGACCCGCCGGGCAGUGCAUCCAGGGCCAUUCAGAUGCCGAGCAUCAGGAAAUCAUUUUGUACAACCACCUGAAGCAGAGAUAUUUUUUAAAAAGCAUAAAUUAUUUUCAGUUGUUUUCUGAUGAUCCUCCCUUUUUCUUUUCCCCGUAACUUUGCGUGGGUGAUUCUUUCACAUCAGGUAAAUCUUGAGAAAGCCUUGGUGCCCCUCCCUCCCAGGCCCCACUCAGUACCCAUGCGUGUGCACCCUCAUCCUUUCUCAGUAGUUAAGACGUUCUAGGCAAUACCGUAGGCACAGCUGACUGUGUCUCUGUCUUCGAGUGCAAGAAACUCAAGUCAUCUUAAAAAAAUACAAAAAAAAAAAAUUUACAAAAAAAACAAACACAAAAAAAUAUCUUUUUUAGGCCAGAGUUUUUCUACAGGUAUUAAUGAAUAUUUUUCUUAAUCCUUAUAAGUUUUAUGUGUUUAAUAUUUCUUAAUACCGGUAGCAUUAAUUUAUACUUUUGUAGCAACACAAUAUUUUUAUAAACAGCCAGUGCUUUGGCUCAAGUCUCCACAAGGGGUUUAUGCAGGGUUAUCUUGGGACCCUGUGUACCAUGUACUGUAUUUAAAAAAAAAGUUACCUAGUGUCACCCUUGCUGUGUUAAUUAACAAAAGACGUUGUUUGCGGUCUCCUGUGUCGUUGGUGUGGACCCAACAGUUCUCCAAGGAGUCACAUUGCAUGGGGGUUGAGUUGACAGUUCUUGUGAUAUGUAAACCCCCGAGACCAAACUUGAGGGUUUAUUUAGGCUUUUUCUGUUUGUCCUUUGGAUUUUUGGUUUCAUUUUGUUUUGGUACCGUUUCUCCAUUUACGGCCAAAUCAGUUUUCUGGUGUUUAAAACUUUUACUGAUGUCAAAUGGAGGAAAGGAACAGGAAAAAAAAAAAAAAAAAAAAGAUUUUUACAAAGUAAUAAAAUUUAAAACUGAGCUGUUUAAAUGUUGCUGUUUUUACCUGUCUGUUCUUGUCCAAAAGUGGGACAUUCCCAGGGAGAAGAGGAAGGUUCUACUUGGUUCCUUAAAUCGCCAAAAGCCCCCGCCCAGAAAUCAGCACCCCCUACCCCCCGAAUUCUUGCAACAUUAUUUCCUGGUUGGUUGAUGCCAAGGUAAAAAGACAUCCUUUUAAUGGUUAGAGAGGAUCAGUUGCUUAAAUGAUUUCAUGUCAG